CAUUUUUUUUCUCACUCUAAAAGUCAAAGCGUACGGAUGUGCGUCUGUCGCGUCCGCGUUCCGAGUGUUUUGUGUUAAAAAGUUUGUACAUUACGCAAAACUGUGUGCAUCGAACUUAACCCGAUGCAAUGCAAUACGAAACAGAAACAGUGCAAGUGUAGCAGCAAAUCGAAUUUCCCAGUUUGUUGCCGCCGGAAAUUCGCUGAGUUUGAUUGAUAGUGCGUGAAUCGUGUAGUUGAGUGUUUUUUUUUACCAUUUACAUAGUUUCUUGUGUACACAAAGUGAAAGAAAAAGGAAACCAAACGUAGUGAGGUUUGUGAAGUUUUGUUGCGGAGCUGUGGCUGUGUGCAGAUCAGGUGCAGCUGUUAGACAAAAAGAAGGUUCGGAACAUCCGGAAUUGUGGUGCCAGUGGUCAGGCUUUAGGUUUUGGAUUUUUAUAAAAAGGAGUAUGAAGCUGUCCAGGAGAAAUUUUGCCAAAGCUUGAGUUAGAAAAAAGAUUUCCUCGCUUUGUUUUGGAGCUUUCCCUUUGGAUUAUAAUCGAAACACGCGCGUGAACGCAGGAGCUCCUCACUCUGUCGCACACGUGGCGCGAAUCCAAGACGCCAGAGCGCAAGAACCGAACGCCUCACGUGUCGCUACACACACUACCCCUGGGCAUGCACCGUGCAGUGCUACUGCAAUGGUUACCGGCUGCCGCAAGGUGAACAACAGCAGUUUCCGAAUGCAGCCGUCGGUUGCCACCACAAACACAACGACGACGACCGUGUCACGGUCAGCAUCCGCGACAACGACGCCGGCACCACGCGGCAGUUAAUCACGCGCGACAUCGGACGACGGUUGUGGGCGACGAAGCAGCGGUCCCACGGCGGUACCCAAAAUACAACGUGGCUGAGAAAGAUGCCGCUGCUGCUAUGACGAAUCCGGACGCAACCCGUUCCUCCGGAUGACUUCAUCAACACGACAAGCCGACGACAGAGCAGUGGGAAGCAGAGCAAGGGUACAAAGUGCGCGACCAUCGGUUUGUGUCAUCCUAGUGGGAGCGAUCGAGAGAGCGAACGAUCGACGAAAACAACACUCCCGUUGACAGUUGCGUUCGAGACGUGCGUCGUCACUGAUCGCAGCAACCCAAGGCGCGAUUCGGUUCCGAGCAAACCGCAACUUUAUUGUUUACCAACCCUUUUUUUCUGUGUGUCUACGUGUUUGCUGUCGAUAAUCAAAAUACACAGCGUCGUGUGCUUGUGCGUGUGCUUUUGUGGUGUCCCUUUAAAGUUCCAAAGUGGCUCUAUUUCGCAAACCUUUCCCUUGCGAGUGUGGCAGCGGAGAAAGUGUGCAGCAACAACAAAGGGUGUGGAAAUACGCGGGGUUGUGAAGGUGAUGUGGGGUUGCAGGGGAAAAUUUUAUCAAGUAAGGUUGGUCAACGUUCCCACAUGAAGGUGAAUUUAAAAUCAACAUCCUUCGAGUGUUGAUAUUGGAGCAUUCCACAGCCAUUAAAGAAGCAUCGUGUGUUUGUGUGUUGUGCGAUAAGUGGUGUGCGAGCCAAGUGUUUUACGGGCCAAAAAGCAAAAUAAGAUCGAGUUGUGAUCGAUCCGCGCCUGUGUUUGGUGAAAAGAAAAAUAAAAGCCAGAGAAAGUGUACGCGCACCGAUCAGGUCGAAUGUUUAUCUGUGACAACGUCGUGUUCAAAAUCCUUUCAGUGUGUGUGUGUAUUUGUGUACGUGCUCUCAAAAGUGGUACCAAUUUUGGUGUAGUGAUACGGUUUAGUGAAUUCGUGCUUUCCAACAGUAGGCAGCGCUUUUUAAGCUCAACUGUCAAAAAGGCCUGAGCGCGCUAGUGUCACUCGGUGUAGUAAAACAACAACAACAAAAUAGAAAAACAACCUGUGUAGUUUGUAGCGCGUUACGACACCCGGCGGUUCGAUAAUUUCCGAUACUCACCGUGUGUUACGGAGCAGGAAAAAAAUCAGGAAAUCUCAACGUGUUUUCGUCGCUACACAACUUUCCCUCGCGUUCCUUCCGUCCUGCAAAGCGUCCGCGACCGUCCGCGAGCAUCCGAUCGCUCGCUGGAUAAAAAGGGAAAGAUGGCGAAACUGGUGGCGUCUUGCAUUUUAUGAGUGAAAGGAAAGUGCUUCACGUCCCCUCCUCAACACAGCCGAAGGCUUGAAGAAGCGGAGGGAAAAGAGGCAGCGGUGGCAAGCGACGACAGUGCGUCCACUACUGCUUCCGUUUCUCGGCCCUCCAACAACCUCCGCCCGCCCCCGGCCCGUGACCAUCAACGAUGAAUUCCGUAUUUUCUGCAUUUAAAGCUUCCUCGUCAACGGUGUCACCGGCGUCCACGGCGACAGCCAAUUCCAGCAACGGUGCCGGUAUCGGUCCGACGUCCACAGGACACGACCACCCAGGCAACGGUGGCGGGAUGGUUCUCGCGAACGGUGGGACCCUGAUGGGUCCGAAAGCGUCCUCCACGUCCUCAUCGGCCUCCUCCACCUCCUCGAAGCUGCUGCUCAACAUUAAAACGCAUCGGCCAGCGGUGGCCGACCAUCCGCCCAACAGCAGCUACGAGAAGCUACGCCACAUACGCGAGAUCAGCUGCACCAACCGCAACAACAGUCUCGUCGUGGGGCUGGAUGGGGAACUGGAUGUGGUGUUGCCGGUAGCGGCCACCACACCGGAAGACACCUCAGUUGCAACCACUCCCGUCCAAAGUCCUACGACGCUCGACGAGAAGUGUCUCGGGGAGACGGACACCCGCGACACAGCAGCAGACUCCACCGCCCAGUGUCUACUGCUGAAUGGGAUCAGUGGACCUCGGAUUGUGGGCGUCGAUCAGGUGGACAACCACCACCACCAUCAUCUUCAUCACCAUCCUCACCUGAACAGCAGUAGUGCCGGGCUGGUGAAUGGUACCGGCGCACUGCACCAAGCAAAGGCUGACACAACGACCAAGAGUGAUAGCAGUAGUAGUAACGGUAGUAGCGGCGUUAGAGCCACUAGUGGCACCAGCAGCAGUGAUAAUGGGUUUCUGCCGAAGAAAAAGAGCACCUCCACCUCGUGCACGGACCUCGGAACGGCUCCGGCACCGCUGGCAAUCAAACCACCAUCGGGUGCUUCCCUGACAACGGCAUCCGCCGGAGCAGCAGUUUCCUCGGUGGAUGCGAUUGCGGCUAUGCCACCCCGGUUCCACAAACCGAGGUUAAGCCUGAGCAACAGCUGUGGUGGUGGUGUGAGCAGCGGUCUCGCCACCAGCAGUAUGCCCUCGGUCCAUGGACGCACCGGACCAAACGCGAACGGUGGAUCGUCCUCGUCCGGCAUGCCACCACCAAAGACGAGACUUUCAACGCACCAAAGAAAUCUUAGCUUAGACUUUAGAUCAAUGGGAAUUCUCUUACCUCCAGUGUCGCAGGUGACCAACAAUCGCAUCAACAUGACCCAACAUCACCGAAAUCGAAGUUUAGAUAGUGCGCUGCAACGGAUACCAGAGGUGGAAGUGUCCUCACCGAGCGCGGAAUCGGAAAACACGCUGCACUGCACGAACGGCAUACUGAGCGGUACGAUGUGCAGCAAAAUCAUUCAAUCCUCGUCCACCAAUCCGACCAAUACACCGAGCAAUAGUGGCCGAGGCAUUACCUCCAUGUCCAUUGCCGGCACUACGAGAAGCGACUCAGCUGCGGGAACGGAGACGGUUGUAAUUGCAUCCUCUGCCUCAGCAACGAACAGUACGACGCAUCAUCACCAGCCAGGUCGGCAACAGAUAGGCCGAAAGGCGGGGGACCUUCUAGAGCAAGGUACUGUACUGCGGGCACUGAAAAGUAGUCAUUCCACUGAUGCUGAAACGAUCGUAAACUCGAUCGUGAAGGACAGUGACAGCAAAAAGCGUGAAGAUCUAACGAGCCUCGGAUCGGAUGAUUCGGGCAUCAUUUGUGGCUCGGAACCUGAUCACACCUCGCUGACGAGAAUCCGCCGAUCUAGGGAAAGUCUGGACUCGGGUGAGAUUGAUCCAUCGGAGGAGGAGUGCAUCGAGAUAUUGGAAACGACCUCCAUGGAGGAAGAGUACCGGAUGCUACAAUCCGACCUGUGCUUCUAUCCUACCACAAGCAUGGACCGGACGGCGAAAGAAGACGGAAGCGACUCAGAUUCGAGGCCGCUCGACAAUUGCAUUGAACUACAGCAGCAGCAGCAGGAGCAGCAUUCACAGAAGCAGAUCGAGGCGGGCGUCAACGGGCCGGUUAGUGAUAAAGUUCGCUACCGGCAGCAAAACAUGACCCGGGCUGCCAUCAUGCUGGAGAAACUGUUCGUUCCGAUUCACUUCGAAGAUGGCGAGGGUGGCGUAGCACCGGUAGUGGGUGCAAAUCUCGGCAACGAGGAGGACGAGUUGCUUACCCACCCAGACGCAGCGACACCGAUCGUUGGCGAAGGAAAAAGCUUGACGACACCCACGAACGCCAUGACGAUGACAACGGUACCCUUUGCACAGCAACCUGCUGCUUCCACUAACGUGCCAAGUACGGCGGUCAGUCCGAGUGAGACAAAGCCCGCCCUCAGCGAUCCACCCAAGACGGAUCAGAAGAAUGAGGUUAUGUUUCGGAAUUUUUUCGGUGCAACCAAGAAUGCAAUCUUCCGGACGGCGCAAAGCAUCAUCGAUAAUCACGAAAAGAAGCACGCGAAACAGAAGCAAGAAAAGCAAGCGGCGACGCAUACAGCGCCGGAAGAGGCAGGUACGGCCACGACGGGAAGCGGUGGAGCUGGUGUUGGAGCAACGGCCAGUGGUGCUUCUUCGAGCACUACGGUAAAAUCCCCAACGGAGUUGCUACGGAAGCGAGAGUUUGGUAGCAUGUUUGCGAGGAGUAGCAGCAGCAGCAAACAUCAUCACCAAGCCCCACAACAAACUAGCAAUAGCAGUAAUACUACCAGCAAUAGUAGUAGUAGUAGUAGUAGUAGUAGUAGUAAUAGUGCGACCACACCGACCACAACCACGACAACAACCUCAGCAUCGAUGGAAUUCGAAACAACGGCCACUUGCACGGACAGCGGCAACAGUCAGCUAAACAUUCCCAAGACGUCUCUGUCGAAAUCGUCUUCGACCGCUUCGUUGAAAGUGGUUCCAGGAGUGGCCGUAGCAGCAACGCCCUCCUGCUCUUCUUCCUCCUCCUCCAAUACAACCUCCACCGCCACAAUGCACUGUACCGGCAGUGGACCGCGCGAUGAGUCGCAGAUUCGCACCGAACGAACGGGGCAGAGUGGACUGUUGCGCUUCUUCGAAUCGCCCGUCUUCAACAUACACUUUGCCGUGCACUAUCUGUUCUACUCGAAGGAACCGGGCGUGCUUAGCUUCAUCGGGAAUAAGAUCUUCAGUUUCCCGAACGGCGAGGUGGAUCUGUACAUACCGCAGCUGAUCGUGAUGUACAUGCAGAUCGAAGAACUGUCCGAGGUGCUCGAUCCGUACCUGGUGUACCGGUGUCGGCAAUCGGUGGACUUCUCGCUCAAGUGCGUCUGGCUGCUGGAGGCGUACAACUUCAACACGGAGAUGCUGAGCGGCGCGGGCAAUAGUGUCCGCAAGCAUCUGAGCCUGUUGCGCGAGCUUUACCCCAAGCGGGAACGAGUGAAGCUGGCAGCUGCGCAGCUGACGUCCAGUGCUGCUCCGAACCCCGCCAGCACGGGCGGUGAGGCGUUGGGAACGACCAGCGACCCUCUAACACUGCAAGCCCAUCCAGCGUUGUCUGCCGUACGCAAAACGCAUCAUCGCUCGCAGUCUGAUGCCACGGGUAUGAUGGGUCUGCUGGCGCAACAUCACCACGCUCAUCACGCUCCACUGCCGGGCGUUCCUGGUCCGAGCAAUCGAACGCCGGUAUGUCUCGGUGAUCUGAGUACGGGGCGUGCCUUCGACAAUGGUUGCGUGUGUUUCGAAUCCGUCCGUGGCACAGUGAACGACCUGCUCGGCCAGCAGACGGUAUGUUCCUGCGGUGCUCCGAAGCUAGCACCGGAAAAGGAGUUCAUGAAGGCGCUGAUCGACAUCGGCAAGAUGCUGACCUGUCUGCAGACGAAGAUCGAAAAGACGUCACGCUUGCGCAUCCUGCUUAACCUGAUUAACAAAAAUCUACCGGCACGUGUGUGGCUUCCACUGCACACCGAAACGCCUCACCACGUGGUGCGCAUUACGGAGGAGAAGACGGCCGUACUCAACUCGAAGGACAAGACUCCGUACAUCAUCUACGUGGAGGUGGUCGAAGUGCAAGACAUCUACACGUCACCCGUUAUCCCGAAGCUGAUGCCGACGCUACGGCACACCAAGAGCGAAGAGCGGCUUGACAGUAGCAUCAGUGCCAGCGCCCUCAACUCCACGGACGAAAGCAACCCCAGUAAGACUGAACAGACCACCGCCGGGUCCUCCUGUCAGCCGGCGAGCGAAGAAACGGCGACCGGCUCGUCAAGUGCUGCUCCGCAAAACGUUCCACUACCGGCUGCAGUGGCAGCAUCGUUGGCCACUUCACGAAGUCGGCACAGCAAGCUGUCGGAGUGUUCGGCUGACAUCGGUGCUGGAGGUGGCAGCAUGAUGGAGCUCGGCCUGACGGAGGACGAUGUGUGGUCGCAGGAGGACGACGAAAUUACGGCCCAGUAUCUGAGCCUCACGAAAAUGUCGAGCGAUCGGGAUGCGAUAUCGCAGUUCUCGGUCGAUUCGUACGACUCGCGCGAUCAUCACACUCCCGCCCUAUUCAACAUCGGCGAGGUGAAGAAGCGUCACUGUGCCAACCUGAACUCGGAGAAUGCGAAACCCUUCAGCAAUGACCCUUCCGAUCCUUCCGCUGCGGCAUUGAAAGAACCGUGGCACGAGAAGGAGAAACAGAUCCGUGACUCCUCACCCUACGGACAUCUUCAGUCCUGGAGGCUUCUGUCGGCGAUCGUUAAGUGCGGUGAUGAUCUACGGCAGGAACUAAUGGCCACGCAGCUGCUGCAGAUGUUCAAGUUGAUCUGGGAAGAGGAAAAGGUUGGACUUUGGGUGCGCCCGUACCGGAUCGUCUGUCUGUCGAACGAUUCUGGAUUGAUCGAGACGAUCGUCAAUACAGUGUCGUUGCACCAGAUCAAGAAGAAUUCCAACAAAAGCCUGAAGGACUACUUCAUCGACGAGUUUGGCGAUGUGGAGACGGUUGCGUUCCGUGUGGCGCAGCGUAACUUUAUGCAUUCCUGCGCUGCCUACUGUCUGAUCUCGUACCUGCUGCAGGUGAAAGAUCGACACAACGGUAACAUCCUGCUGCAUUCCGAUGGACAUCUGAUCCACAUCGACUUUGGCUUCAUCUUGAGCAUAUCGCCAAAAAAUCUAGGCUUCGAACAGUCACCGUUCAAACUGACUCCCGAGUUUGUGGACGUGAUGGGUGGCCCAGAGUCGGAGCUGUACUGUGAGUUUAAGUAUCUGCUGCUGGACGGUCUAAAAGCGGCCCGCAAGCACAUGGACCGCAUCAUCAACAUUGUGGAAAUCAUGCGAAGCAGUUCACAGCUGCCCUGCUUCAAAAAUGGCUGCUCCGGCACGGUGCGCAAUCUGCGCAACCGCUUCCACAUGAAUCUGACCGAGCAGGAGCUGGAGCGCAAGGUGGAACAGCUAAUCCAGGACUCGCUCAACUCCCUCUCGACCAAGCUGUACGAUGGCUACCAGUACAUCACGAACGGUAUCUUGUGAGAGCGGUUCGAUAUGCACAUCUAAACCGGCCAAUGUGGGAAGAUGAGCGGGAAGCGAACGAAAGUACAAACCGAGCUGAGACAAACACAAAAACCGAUCGACCGAUUUGCCGAUUUGCUGAUGCAUGCUGCUCCCCCGGUGGCGGGGAGGUGGAAAAGAAACAGUGACAGGGGAAGGAAAAUGAGAUCCAAAUUGAGAACACAGUUUGUAAGAUUUUUCGACUCUUUAUAUCUGUCUUGUUUUGUCCGUUAUUGCUAUUGAUUUUCUUUUUCCUGGUGGGGGUGACACAAGCUAAUUGCAUUUUCACUGACUCUUGUUCUCGAAGAAAGCUUUUGUUUUCUGUUUUGGGCAAAACCAUUGGCGGCAAGACCAUUGUUCUGUUGAGGGGGCGAAGGACGAAGGAGAGCUGUUUAUUGCGAUAGAUAAUAUAUAUAUUUUAUUAUUGUAAUAUUUUACGUUCAACCUGUACAUAUACGUAUCGAACUCCAGCUAAGGAAAGUAAAUCAAAAUGCCACUCUUAGUACAGAAGGAAAAAGGAAAAUAGAUUAAUUAGUUGAUAAAGCAUUACAGAAAAGAAGAAAACUCGGAGAAAGAGCGCGCGAGAGAGAAAGAGAGCCGUAGCUAGCUUUUGUACUAAGGAGGAAACAACACGAGGAGAAUCGGUUGAGAGCUUUUUUAGCUAGGCUCCACCAAUCCACCAUACAAAGCAAGAGUGUGUACAUUGUAAUUGUAAUGACGGUACUAACGAGUCGCAAAUGCAGGAAUAAGAAAGCCCUCCAACCACUACUUACUUCUCUCUCUCUCUCCUAAGCUCGCGUACAGACGAGCUCACACCAGCAGCAUCCUUUCCCGCUUCAACAGUUCCGUUUUGCAGGCUGUCGGUGUGUUCGAUCCCUCAUCGUAGUAAGCUAGCUUUUAGUGUAGAAGAAAAUCAAAUCAAAUGCAAGUGGCGCGUGGCGAGAGAGACACAGGGAUGUUGCUUUAGCACGAACAGCCAACAGACACGUUGGAUGGGUAUGUUACAUUACGUUACGUUUGUUACGUCGUCGGACGCACUGGGGUUGGGAUGUAGGCCUAAGCAACCCCCCCCCCCCCACCCCAUACAUUGUAUACCCCUUGUUUCCGGUUUUUGCAGUAGGUAGAUGGUAAUAAUGGUGGUUGGCAAGUUUAGGAAACUUGCAGCCACACUGUUGUACAUAGUUAGGAAGCAAAUAAGGAACUGAUACGAAGGGGGGUGCGGGGGGAGAGAUGUGAGAGUGGAUUUUUAGUAGCUUCUUGCUUAGAGCUACCCCCACAGUUUUACACCGUUUCUCUCGUUCUCUCGUUCUUAUGCAAUGCCCUGGUACUGAUGGAGGAGGGGCCCCCUCGUUCCCCACCUUGCCCAGUUAAGUUAUAGAGCAACUAGAUUCUAAGCUACUAAGUCGAAUGUGAGGAAGGGGGGAAAUAGUGCUGAAUGGGGAUGGGAAGAAGGGAUCAGAGGAAGCGAAUCUGCGACCAAACAAAAAAAAAACACAAAAAAACUCUCUCUCCCUCUCUUCCCACCUCUCUAUUCUACGCUUUUCAUUAUAUCUCUUGCAUACAAUAUUGCUCUAACUCUCUCUCACUCUCUAAUAAUAGCGAAAACGGAAAUAUCCAACCGGAAGCACCGGAUGUAAGAGAUAGGCAAAAAGGUCCUACCCCCCCCCCCCCCCUUCCCCCCACGAAACGAUAAGAAUACUCAAGUGGUAAUCAACACUCUAAUGGAAACGCAAAGCACGUUUGAACUAGGGAAAAGGGCGGGCAAAGUUCGAAAAACUCACUCGCGUGAAGGUCUUUUGUAUUUCUUGCUUUUUUUGCUGUAUGUUUUUGUUUCUUUCUUCCUUUCCUUGGUUUUUUUUCUAUUAUUAACUACGUCAAUUCGGUUCGGAUAAAAGUGUGCAGGGUUACUCUACACAGCGCUAUUGCCACUUGAUAGCAACGCGCUUGCUGAGAUUUGUGCGAGCGCCGUAGAGAAUGUUUUCCCCAGCCGACCCAUUUGGUGCUGAGCGGAACAAACCCUGUGCCCAAUAUUAUCUAAAAAGGCUUGAACAAACAGAAUGCUGAAGAUGGAGCUGUUUUUCUUCCUGGAAAAAAAGCAAUUAUUAUUUAUACGUACAACCCGUUACAAGUUACACAAUGUGCUAUAUAUGUAUGUAUGUAUGUAUGUAUAUGUAUUCAUAUCACUCUUGCGCUACGUUCCGGGUUUAAUAUUAUUCUAUCGGGAUAUUCCGUUUAUACAUGCUCUUAUAUACACACACACUUAUUUCUAGAAAUUCGGUUUAGACGUGGUUCAAGUGGAAAGGUGGAAAAUUGCGACGAUAGUAAAGGAAGAGACUUUUUCGCGCUUUGUACAGAAAACUAAGGUAAAUGGGGUAAGGAAACUUUCAGGAAAAAAAGAAGCACUCGUCCUCUACGGUGGACAAACCACCCUGAACUACUACAAAGCAUGUAGUAAGGACGGUGGCGAGUGUGUUAUGCUCUUUCAACGUGCCAAGCCUUCGUCGAACGGGCGGCAGACGGCAGAUGCCUCACAAACCAAGAGUAGUGGAAAAGCGAAUGAAGUGAAGCGAAAAACGAAGCUUAGCCUAGGCAACAUUAAUAUAAUUAACGUUUAAAAAAGGGGCAAAGGACGGUGGAUGAAGUCAAGGAUGCAAAAUGGAAAACCGCAACAACAACAAAAAAAAAUGCAAACAUUUACUCACCUUUUGUGGAAAUAAGCGAAGGAAGCUGGCGAUAAAGGUGAACACAGGUGCAAGGGAGGAAAAAUGUGAGAGAGAUGAAAAACAAAACAUUUUGUCGUCGAAAUUUGAAUAUAAGUUGAAAAAAAUGAUAACAAAUGA
This is a messenger RNA of Anopheles stephensi (Asian malaria mosquito), 10522 nucleotides long. RefSeq names its product phosphatidylinositol 4-kinase beta (gene fwd). The record is from RefSeq and is a predicted model, not a curated record. The transcript is spliced from 13 exons. NCBI's taxonomy places the organism in Eukaryota, Metazoa, Arthropoda, Insecta, Diptera, Culicidae. Gene Ontology annotation, cellular component: cytoplasm; membrane. Gene Ontology annotation, biological process: phosphatidylinositol-mediated signaling; phosphatidylinositol phosphate biosynthetic process. Gene Ontology annotation, molecular function: 1-phosphatidylinositol 4-kinase activity. The coding region runs from base 2274 to 7664 and encodes 1796 amino acids.